Molecule: messenger RNA, 747 nt
Organism: Paraphaeosphaeria sporulosa
Lineage: Eukaryota; Fungi; Ascomycota; Dothideomycetes; Pleosporales; Didymosphaeriaceae
Exons: 1
Coding region: 90-602 (170 amino acids)
Source: RefSeq, a predicted model, not a curated record
UGGACUCAGACUGUACAGUUGCAACGGCCUAUGUUCUUCGAGGCUAAUAUGGUUCCAAGAACUAGCGACUUUUGCUCUCUUUAUGCACAAUGGGCGACACCUGUUCAGCCGCUACCUUAUUUGGGCCAAUGCAGACCCGUUAUAGGCUUGGCGUGGUAUUAUGCGCCAAAAGAAGUUGGAUAUCACCACUUCUUAGCAGCGACGUCCAGCAUGGUAAGUCAACCGUCAUAUUUCGCCGAAUCGGUCACAAGUGGAGCGUACCCACACUUCCAGGCCCUGGCGCUGUGUGGAAUUACGAUGACAAUCGGAAACUGUCAAGUUGGGCGAUGUGGACUAUUCUCCAUUUCAAAUCUAAAGACGUGACCAGGUCGUGGUGGGACAUUGACAUCAUUCACCGACUAUUAACCUUUCUCAGAAAUCGACCGAAAGAACCAGGCGACUCUAUCCAAGCGCAACUAACGGUAGGCAAAGUGUCUGUUGUCGCACGAAGCGGGUACAACAAGCAAGCUGACCCUGUACUCUGUAUGUACAUUGGGAACAGCAUUCCGGAAUGGGUGCAUAGGUAUUGCGAUGGCCUCGAGACACAGGCUGUGCAUCAUUAAUUUUCAAUGUCUUCUUUCUUUAGUGAGCGUUAUCCUUUGUUAAGCACGGUUUUCGAAAAGCUUCGGGAGGGACUUCUCUACUGUGGAUGUUGCUACUAACUGAUGCGCGUGCGAUGCUUUAUGCAAUCCUAUCUCGCGACGUAAC